Messenger RNA from Lachancea dasiensis, 1635 nucleotides. Lineage: Eukaryota; Fungi; Ascomycota; Saccharomycetes; Saccharomycetales; Saccharomycetaceae. The record is from the annotation of a GenBank genome assembly.
AUGGGUGACCAGGCCCGCCAAUUGGCCGAGCAUGAUAAGAGACCCUUCCUUCUUUUGGUUAUGUUGUACUUCCUACAGGGUAUUCCAAUUGGCUUGACUUUUGGUACAGUUCCCUUUCUGCUCAAGUCGAUGGUCAAAGAAACAACUUUUACACAAUUGGGCCUUUUUACGAUGGCCACCUAUCCUUAUUCUUUGAAGAUUCUAUGGUCACCGAUAGUCGAUUCCAUGUAUAAUGUCAAGAUCGGUAGACGCCGGUCGUGGAUAAUACCAGUUCAGUUGGUAAGUGGUAUUAUACUGUGGAUCAUUGGGAUUGGGGUGUCGCGAAAUGUUAUUUUCGCAGGAGUAGAUAACUCAUUUCAUCCAGAGAAUGUUAGUGGUGGCGUCACAGCGUCCAAACUAAACAUUACGACACUGACCGCGAUUUUCUUCAUUCUUAUAACCCUCUGCGCAACGCAGGACAUUGCAGUAGAUGGGUGGGCAUUGGAAAUCCUUUCUCAAGAUUCUUUGUCGUAUGCAUCUACAGCUCAAACCAUUGGCUUGAAUACGGGCUAUUUCCUUUCGUUCACCAUUUUCCUCACGUUCAAUUCCAGUCAUUUCAUGAACAAAUAUAUCAGAACAGUUCCACAGGAAUUUGGUUUGAUAAGCCUUGGUGGGUAUCUUCAAUAUGCAGGUAUCAUUUAUCUGGUGAUUACAAUUUAUGUUAUAUGGUGCACUUCAGAAAGGCCAACCGAUAUUCCAGUUUUACCCACAAAGAAGAGCGAUGAGAAAGUAGAUGAUUUUAUCGACUACAAUGUUGAUACAAAUCCUUCGCACAUGAGUCUGGUGAAUGUUUAUCGAUCAUUCUUCGAAGUAUUAAAGUUACCCAGCGUCCAAUCGUUAAUGGGAAUUCAUUUUCUCACUAAAUUUGCAUUUCAAUGCAAUGAAGGUGCCACCAAUUUGAAAUUGCUCGAGCGUGGGUUCAAAAGGGAAGACUUGGCCAUUACAGUUCUCAUAGAUUUCCCUUUCGAAAUUAUCUUCGGCUACUACGUGGCUAAAUGGAGCAAUGAUAGCAGUCUUUCCUCCAGACCCAUGACACGCCCCAAUGCGUUAACCAGGGCUCUUGUUGGCGAGACAGGUACAUUAACACCAUGGUUAUGGGGAUUUCUAGGAAGGCUGACUGCGGCAUUCAUGGCAAGCAUCUUAAUCGCCCAAUUUCCGACCGACGGGCUGAUCACCAAGAAGUACUUUGUGAUGGUGAUUCUUCAACACUUAUUAGGAUCAUUCAUGACAACGGUUCAAUUCGUUGGCAUUUGUGCUUUCCACACUCGGAUUGCAGAUCCUGUAAUUGGAGGUACUUAUAUGACCUUGCUGAAUACCCUGAGUAACUUGGGCGGGACGUGGCCAAGGUUUUUUGUUUUAUCCAUGAUCGACCGCUUUACCGAGCACCAUUGCAUCCAUCUUGGCAGAAUAAUGAGUGAGCACUCCGAGGAGCAAAGCUGUAUCGCAAUUGAAGGAAAGUGGGUCAUGACACAGGAUGGCUUUUUCAUUACUAACGCCUUCUGCGUUACGGUUGGAUGUCUGCUAUAUUUUGGAUUCAUCAAGAAGAAAGCGCAACAACUUCAAAAGCUUCCCAUUUCCUCAUGGCAAUGUCAUUAA